This is a messenger RNA of Phytophthora infestans T30-4, 11691 nucleotides long. RefSeq names its product DNA ligase, putative. Lineage: Eukaryota; Oomycota; Peronosporomycetes; Peronosporales; Peronosporaceae. The record is from RefSeq and is a predicted model, not a curated record. The transcript has 6 exons. Gene Ontology annotation, cellular component: nucleus; mitochondrion. The coding region runs from base 1 to 11691 and encodes 3896 amino acids. Gene Ontology annotation, molecular function: protein binding; ATP binding; DNA ligase (ATP) activity. Gene Ontology annotation, biological process: DNA recombination; DNA biosynthetic process; DNA repair.
AUGGCGAAGAAGGCUGUACCCAAGCAGAGCUCCAUCAUGUCGUUCUUUGGCGCAGGUGCAUCGCCGCCGGCCAAGAAGCGAAAACCUGCAGAAGACGAUGCCGAGAAACCCGCCGCAUCUCCUGUAAAGCCGAUGAAGAAGGCAAAAGUGGAGAAGAAACAAGUACAAGAAGAAGAAGAAGUUGAAGAAGAAGAGAAGGAUGAGCAGGUGGAGGAAGAGCCGGAGGACGUCGAGAUGCAAGAAGAGGCGACGUCUGUGGAUGUUGAAGAGCAAGACGAGGAGGACGAAGACGUUAAGAGCAAGACCAAGCCUGGUCGGCGUCGUUUGCGUCAACGCGUCGUGGACGAAGAGGACGAGGACAGCGACUUGGAUCUGGCCAUGACGACAGACAAGAAAGAUGCAAAGCAGGAGGUGAUCGACAUGACGUCGCCGACGUCGACACCGCAGAACGUCAAGAAGCAAGUGGCAAAGAAAGUCGUGACCCCUCUGAAGGCGGUCAAGAGUCCCAAGAAGGAGGCAAAAAAGAGUCCUACAAAGGAAGUGAGUGAAGAAGUCGAAGCUCGUGAAGAAGAUGAAGAGCUUCAGCCGAAGAAAGAGGCCAAAAAGACUGAGAAGAAGAAGAAAUCUGCUGCAUCCAAGACGAGUUUCUUCACUGCCGCCUCCAGCACGGCCACGUCGACUUCAUCUGAUGGCAAGAAAGACGCCAAGGUCAAGAGCGAGUCAGCUACAAGCGACAAACAGACAGAAGACACCGACGAGCCUCGAGAGACGCCGUACUUUGAGCUAGCGCACUUGUUCUCCAAGAUCGAACAAGUCACGGGUCGUCUCGUCAUCCAGGACCUGCUCACAGCCUUCUUCCGCGGCGUCAUCCGUCGCUCUCCCGAUGAUCUACUCGCCUGUAUCUACCUCUGCGUCUGUGUGGACCUGGCGCCUCCGUUCGAGAACUUGAAGAUCGGCAUUGGUGACGCCAUCCUCAUGAAAGCCAUCGGAGAAGCCACGGGCGCGAACCUCAAGUUUAUUAAGGAGAUGUAUCACAAGGAAGGAGACCUCGGGAAGGUGGCGCAGAAUGCGCGAUCCAAGCAGAAGACGCUGUCGUUCGCGUCGCUUAAACCCGCGACGGCCAAGGGCAGCGGACUCACCGUGCAGCAUGUGUACAGUCAGUUUGUCAAGAUCGCCAAGAUGACUGGGAACAACUCGCAGCAGCAGAAGUGCUCCAUUAUCAAGGGAUUACUGGUCAAGUGCGAGAAGGAGAAGAAGGACAAGGGCGCGCAGACAGCUGCCGAGGGUGCCAAGUAUAUUAUUCGAGGCCUUCAGGGCAAACUUCGCAUUGGAUUGGCUGAAAAGUCGAUUCUGAUGGGGCUGACGUACGCGUUCAUGACUGACAAAGAGUACAAGGACAAGGACAAGCAGCAAGAGGCGCUUGCCUUCGUCAAGAAGGCCUUUGCCGAGUGUCCCAGCUACGACGCGUUGGUUGCUGCCUUUUACGAGGUCCAGAAGGAGGUUAAGAGCGCCCCGUUCCUCCGCGUCAAGGAGUUUGCCAAGGUGGCGGACAGGUGCGUGCUGACGCCGGGAACUCCAGUGUCGCCAAUGCUGGCGCGUCCGACGAAGGCGUACGCGAUGGUGUUCGAUCGCUUCGAAGGCAAACCGUUCACGUGCGAGUACAAAUACGACGGCGAACGCGCGCAGAUCCACAUCCUGCCGAACGGAGAAAUUGCCAUUUUCUCACGCAACUUUGAGAACUCGACCGAGCGCUUCCCCGACGUCAAACUGGCGAUCACGAACGCAGCGAAGGAGGGCGUGGUGGACAGCUGCAUCGUUGACGCCGAGGUGGUCGCUGUGGAUCGAGCUACUAACAAGCGUCUGCCGUUCCAGAUCCUGAGCACACGCUCGCGAAAGAACGUGAAAGUGGAGGAUAUCAAGAUCCCUGUGUGCAUCUACGCGUUCGACUUGCUGUUUCUGAAUGGCGAGUCGUUCCUCGGAGUCCCGCUGGCCAGACGUCGUGAAAAAUUGCGCGAGAUGUUCGACGUGAAGCCCGGCAACUUUGAAUUUGCCACUUCAUUGGACGUUGAGGACGGCGUCGACGUCAAGGACAACCCAGAGGCGAUGGAAGAAGCGGUGGACAAAGUCCGCAACUUCCUCGAGGAGGCAGUGCGUGAAAACUGCGAAGGUUUGAUGGUGAAGACGCUGGAGAAGGAGGCGACGUACGAGCCAGCUAACCGCUCGCACAAGUGGCUGAAGCUUAAGAAGGAUUAUCUGGACGGUAUCGGCGACUCGGCUGACUUGGUUCCGAUUGGAGCGUUCUAUGGUCGUGGCAAGCGCACGGGCGUGUACGGCGCGUACUUGUUGGCCUGUUAUGACCCCGAUACGGAGAUGUUUCAACCGAUUACCAAGCUGGGCACUGGGCUGUCGGAUGAAGUGCUGAAGCAGUUUUACACGCAGCUCAAGGAGAAGGUCGUGGAUAAACCUCCUAGUGACUAUGCGAUCGGCGAAGGGAUCAAACCUGACGUUUGGUUCGAGGCGAGUUGUGUGUGGGAGAUUCUAGGUGCUGAUCUGUCCAUCUCGCCCAAGUACACGGCAGCGAUAGGUCUGGUGGCCAAGGAUAGAGGCAUCUCUCUGCGUUUCCCUCGCUUUAUUCGCAUCCGAGACGACAAGGACACGACGCAGGCGACCAACUCUUCGCAGAUUGCCGAUCUGUACCGAGCCCAGGGUCUCACAACUUUGACUAAUGGUAUGGCCGACCGAAGUACAAUGUGGGGUGGGCCAAUGCGUCGAACCUCGGAGCUCAGUGGACGUCGACAUCACGACCAGCAGCGUCUGCUAGUGGAGCUGGAGCUGGACGACUCGCUUCGGUCAGGUAUGGAGCACCGCGACAACAGGCGACCGAGCUCUGCUGGAGCCAUCCGCCACAGUCGACACGUCCAUCCUAGGUACGACCACCACAAUAUCGCUGAAGCAAGGCCACGCUUGCAGUCGAGGACUCCUACCGAGCGUCAGAUGCAGCAAGCUCAUGCCAAACGCCUUUCCAGUCCACACAAGCUCAAGAAACAGGUGCUUGGCUCUCGACACACUUCGACUGCUCUCCACGCGUCACAGCGCGUGACGCGUUCGUCCUCGCUAGACAAAUCGCCGGCUCAACUUGUGGUCGAGUCGGUCCAACAGAACAUCCACCUGCGCGACCAAGUGAUGGCGCAUUUACAGCAAGAACUGAUGGGCGUGUUGCCUUUGCAUCGCGCGUCUCAUGUGGAGAAGAACGUGCCGCAACGAGUGGUCAAGCUGCUCAACAGGAUGCGCAGUCUGUCGCUCGCAGUGGUGGAAGCUGUCGUGUAUCUGAGCAGCGAACUUGGAGCGUCAAGUAUGAUUACCAGGAGCUACGAGCACGAGAUUCUGGAGCAGGAUUUCUACAGAUACUUGCUGCAGAUGGCGUCGUCCGACACGGAGUUUCUAGCGUGUUCUCCGCAGCUCCAUCGUUUUUUUGAAGACUUUGACGUCAGCUUGGCGAGAAACCCUUUCGUGGAUGGAUUAUCUCUGGAUUCCUCGGAGGUUUUGCUCUGUGCCUGUCAUCAAAGUGCUACGUCCAGUGGGUUAUUCUGCUCUGCGUCGUCGUCGUCGUCGUCGCUGCUGAAAUUAUUGACGCAAAGGCUCGAAACCUUCGCGCUCCAGACUCAACGAUAUCUUCCCGGCUGGCAGGUGUUACCGGCAGCGCGUGUGGCGGCGGCAUUACUGCAUCUCAUGGAUCUGGAGACCCGUUCGAAUGCUGUUCAGAUGCUUCCGAGGUAUCUGCAGUCGCACAGUGGCUACAGAACGCAUAUUCACAGACCUGAUGAGACUUCUCAUGACUACGGUACGUUUGGGCAUGACAGGAUACAGCGGCUGGAUAGACAGGACUCGCAAGCGUAUUUUAGAGAUGACGAAUCACUUCAGAGUGACGGAUCUGUGCUGGAAGCGUGGACUGGCUCGCCACCAGCGAAAGCUUCGGAUGGAAGGACUUUGCACAAGGCAAGAGCGUCCAGUCUUGCUGAUGAGCCUCAAGAGAAGAAUACCAGCAAAGUACCGACGCCAUCUUCGGCGUGGACGGAGCUGCCAAGUCCUAAAGACCAGAACUCUGUGAGAUCAGAUGCAUCAAGGAACUCGACGACUGAGACUGAUGCCAAUGUGGCAAGUACGCGACUGAUCCCGCUGUUGAACACCGCUGCAAUUGCAAAGUCGUCGAGUUCGUUGGAUAAAUCUGGAUCCCAAAAGAAAAGCAGAACUGCUAAGGCGACUUUCGCUGAUGCCGGAGUCCAAAUGAGUCAAUUAAACACCCCGAUAGUGGCAACGACGCAAACAACCAGCAGGAGUUCGUCCGGACGGUCACUUCAAGAUGAAGAAGGUAGGGAGUCUUCGGUCUCAGUCAUUGACGUGGACGUUGUACCAGCGUUAAAUGGCGAGAACUUAAAUCCCGUCACGGAGCCGUCGGUCCUACCACGCGAUACGGUCGAAGAGAGGCUGAAUCGCUUAGUUAACGCUAUAGAAACGGCAGUCCCUGACGAGUGCGAGGCAGAGGACAUCCGUGAAGCCGAACCAAGCGACGAUAACGCGUACGAGUGCGACUUUGAGUACUCGUCCGACUCUGCGUUGUCCAGUAUCGCGAUGGCGUUGCAGAUGCUGCCAGACUUCUCGCUUUCGUCUACUGAAUCCCCGCGUGCCGAUGAAGUUUCAACCUUAGCAGAAACAGUACCGCUUAUUGAACCGCAAGGCUCCGCUAUCGUGUUACUCCCGAACACGACAGCGUCAAAUGACUACACAACGCCUACGUCUACACUGCUCGAGCUUGGUAUCUGUGUGGAAUCUAGUCGAACUGGACGUGAAAGUGUCGACCAGAAAGUACAGACGCCCACAACACAAGACGAUGAGUACGCGUACUCAUCAAGCACCGCUAUCUCGAGUAUUGCGAUGGCUUUGAGUCUACUGCCUGGUGUCUCGAGAGGUGACAUUUUCUCUGCUCCUGACGUUCAAGUAGAUGCAGACUCUCUCAAUACCGACCGCUCUCUCGUAUCUCAAGUGGAAGGAUGUUCAGUCGAAGCGGACGAAGGCUUAAUGGGCGAGAUCUCUGCUAUCUCAGCUCAUAGCAACGUCUCUGUGGAGCUGAUCACCCAGCCGAUUCAUCUGCUGCCUUUGGCCCCCCGUGGCUUUGACCUGACAAGUGAGAGAACGGCGAAUUCGUCUUCUGUAUCUUCUCGAAGCAUGUUGUCGAACUUGCCACCGUCAGCAGCAGCAAAUCUCAAAGCUGACGUUAAAGAGGAAGGCUCCGAGUUGAACCGCAUCUUCUCGCUCUGUCGCGACAUCCAAGUGGCGGCAUUCGACAUGAGUCAUUGGGUAUCGCAACGAGAAGUGGAGGAAUAUAUCCAGUCAGCUGCUCAGCCAUUCUCUUGUCUUUUGGGCUACGCAUCGCCCACUGUCCAAAGCGUGUCCAAAGCGGACAACGCUCCUAAAUACUUGGAACGCGAGCUAAAGAUGCUGAAAAGGAACAUCGCAUCGUGGAAACGUUGGGUGGUUGGUCACAAACGAGCUAAAGUGGUGGUGCGUAGACUGGUGGCACGACGGAAAAUCCGAAUGUUUGUGCUUGACCAUCAUCGAAGACGUAAACAAGCUCGUUCCUACGAAGAGAAUCGUCGUCGGCUCCUCGCAGCAACGCGAAUUCAGCGAAACUGGAGAAUAUUCCGCCACUAUAUGACCGUAGCGCAGCGACAAGCUGACUUUCGCGCUGUUCACAUGACAUUUCAUCGCGCGCGGUUCUUCGUGGGGAUCUCAAGACGACGACGUCGACGCGAAGAUGCAAAGGAGAGAAUCGUGCGGUGGUGGAGACGUCAGCGUCUCCUUAUCAAGAAGAAGGAACAGCGAUACGAGAGAAUCGCUCGAGAGCGAGAGCGACGAACGAGGGCGUUCAGGGAUAUUCAGAAGUUCUUGAAGGAAAUUCUACUGCGUCGCAAGCUGAAGGCGACUCAGGAGAUGACCAAGAAGAUUCUGUUCAAGGAGCAGCUCAAGUGGACGAAGGCGAGGCGAGAUAUGGAGCGUACUAUGAAGCUUGAUUCCAAGCAUCGGAUCGAACUGAUCGCCGAUAUGAACGCGAGGUUCGCAGACCUCGAUCGCAAGUGGAAAGCUUCCGAGUAUGAGCGACUACUGCUGCUAACGCACCACGAGCGCGUGGUGCAGCAGCAACAGCAAGCUGUUGAGGUACGAAAGAGACGCCUCGCAGCACUGAAGAUCCAGAUGUUCUUCCGUCUCUGUCUUCUGCACGAGAAGCUGCAACGAGUUGAAAUGGAGAAGAGAAGCUACAACUUUAAGUUUAAAGAACAGGUACUCACCAAGGAGAAGCUGGACGUUGACAGUCGACAGCGUAUCGGUAAGACUCGUACUCAAGUGCGAGUACUGGAGCGCAAACUUGACCGGAUGUCACGAGAAGCGACUCACACGGACGCUCAGCAUCGUCAAAUGCUGCAAGCGCAUCAAGAGCGCGAACGGAUUUCUCAAGAACGCGUCGCGAGACAGAAGAUCAAGGCGUUUAUGGACGCGCGGACGCUCUGUAGACGAGCAGAACGUGAGCGACGAAGACUUUUGCUGCAUCAAACACAGCUACAAGCCGAGAAGACGGAGAGUGAGUUCAUGUCCAGUGAAGAUCAGCUGGAGCAGCGUCGAACUGCUGUCUCCAUUGCCUGUGAUCUUCAGCAGCGCUUAUCGGAGAUGGAAACGCGUUCAGAGGCUCUGCAGGCUGCUAGGAAUCUGUUGGCAGUAGAGAAGGAGGAGCAAGCGCGGCAAGCUGCACUGGUCUUAGAGCAGAGCAGAGUCCAAGCGAGUAUGCACCUGAUAGCGUCCUGGGUAUCCGGACGAGUACAGCUCUCUAAAGUUCAUAAGGAGCAGGCUGCUAUCAGAGCACUGGCAGCGCACGACUUGGAGCAGGAGAAGCGACACCAACGCCACAUGAUCGAAGCAAAGAACAGCGAGAUCUCCUCGAUCAAGGCGACGAACUUGCUGCACCAACGCAUCAGCCAGCAGCGCAACCACAAAACAGUGGAACUGAUUCAAAUCCAGCACAAGCAGAAGGCAGCACUGGACAAGUCGAUCGCUGAACGUACGCGAGCUCAGCUGGUGCAGAUUAUUAUCCAGCUGAAGCUUCUGACUGAACGAGAGAGUGACAGAGGCAUCAGCCUAGGCUUAGCCAGUGUGGCGCAGCUCUGCAAGACGCAGGUGCACACAUUCGCGAGGUUGAAACACUUGCGGAACAUGAAUUAUGCUCGGAGAAUUCAACGCGUUUGGCGACGAUAUAUGGGAAUUAAACGUGCGCAACAACUAGCACUGACUCAACUAGAAGCCAAGUGCCAAGCAGUGGCUCGAAGGAUUCAGGUGUGGUGGAGAGACUGGCUUGAAGCACAGCGAAGACGAGAAGAGCAGCGCUUGGAGUCGAUUCGAGCUCGCGUCAAUGCUCGAAAAAUUCAAAGAGUGUGGAGGCGAUGGGUCCAACGUGAGCGAGAGCGAAGACAGGAACAGCAAGUAGCGUUUAACGCACAUCUGGAAGUGAUUCGAACUCGAGCCAAUGCACGCAGAAUUCAGAGCGUGUGGAGACGUUGGGUGAAGCGUGAGCAAGAGCGAAGGUUGUUGUUCUCACAGCACGUCGAAGCGAUACGUCGAAGAGCUAGCGCUCGUAAGAUUCAAGCGGAAUGGAGACGAUGGAUUCAAGGCGAACGAGCGCGAAGACACGUGCAGCGAUUGGCGUUUGAAGCGCAGCUGAAAGUCUGUCGAAUUCGAGCUAACGCGCGUAAGAUCCAGCGAGUUUGGAGACGGUGGGUACUCGAGAAGAAGCUGCGAGCACGACGACGUGCUCAUCGCGCUGUACUCUCAAGUACUGUUCGUAUUCAGAGAUGGUGGAGAACGUGGCGAAAGACGCAGCGAGUGAAGGCGACACGGACGCGUAUCCUGCACAAUGCGUGUGCUCAAGUGAUCCAAAAGAAGUGGAGGGAGUGGCAACGACGGCGAAAUGCCAAGCGAGCACGACAACGACUUCGAAUCCAGCGAGAAUGCUGCGCUAAAAGGCUGCAGAAAUGCUGGCGAAGCUGGCGAGACUGGAGCUGUAGACGAGAGGAGAGCGCUAAGAGGAUCCAGACACGAUGGAACAAGUGGCAUAAGGAGAAGCAGAAUGCUGAACGUAAACGGAAGGAGCAAACGGUGGCAGCUACUCGGAUACAGCGAAGAUGGCGUCGACGGUUGUGUAGACGGCAGUACGAGAAGGAGAAAGCACGAAAGCAGAAGCAAAAGCGUGAAACUUGUGCUGUCAAGCGGAUCCAACGAGUCUGGAGAUGCUGGCGUAAGCGAUCAGUAGAGAAGGCGGAGCGAGAACAACAAGAAAAAGAAGAACGCGCAGUGGCUGCUAGAAUUCAGCACAACUGGACAGCAAAACUAUCGCGUCGAAACAAGCAGGAGGCUGAGCGUAAACGGCACAUCGGAGCUCAGCGCAUUCAGGGGAACUGGCGUCGAUGGCGUCGUCAGCAAGAAGUGAAGCGAGCUAGGAAACGAGAGGUGGAAAGCCAGCGUGUCAGCGCGAUACUUUUUCAACGGACAUGGAAGAAAUGGCACGAGCAAAGACGCCAGAUUUGUGCUGUCUUGGCCAUUCAAAAGCAGUGGAGAGCGCAUCAUGCUGCAGUUCAGAGCCACAGUGAAGUGGAGAGAACCCAACAGGAAGACGAACGAUUUCAACAGGUGGAACAGAUACGCAACGCUAGCUCGUUGACCAUCCAGCGGACUUGGGGACUUCGACAGCAUCGACGUAAGAUGGAGCGACAGCGUGUUCAGCACGAGCAGCACAUGGCUGCGCUUAAAAUCCAGACGCUGUGGCUCAAGUGGCACCACGAACAAGAGGAAGAACUGGAGCGCGAACGCAUUCGACAGGAGCAAGACGAGAGCUCUCUGAAGAUCCAACGGAGCUUGGGGAUCUCGCAUCGGCGACGGAAAGUGAUCGAGAUGCGUCUUCGACACAAGCAGAAUUUAAACGCGUUGAAGAUCCAAAAGCACUGGAGACGAUGGCGGUAUCUGCGUCUUGAGCAGCGAACGAAAGGUGGAGACGCUGGACUCCAGAAACGUAAACGCAGUAGUGCGACGACGGCCUUCAACCAAGCUGGAUAUGAGCUAGAGCGGCAGCAGAAACUCGAGACGAUCACCGAGAGAUCGUAUGGACAGUGCAUCGCACGUGCAGUCAAGAGAUACCAUCAGAGUCGACGACAGGCGAGAGCUGCGACGAAAAUUGAGGCGGUCUGGAAAGGCUGGCUGUACCGGGGUCUGUACCUGCAAGCAGUGGAGGCGAAACACGCCGAGGACGUGCGUCAAUACCAACUCCUGAUCUCAGUGCUCGCAACCAAAGUGCAAGUGUGCCGGCGACAGUGGAACGUUGGUAUUCGACAAGCGAAGCGCGCAGCUGCGAAGAGCGAGGAACUGCGUUUAAUCCAACAAGCCAAAGCGCUCGAACGGAAGCUGAUAGCGGCUAAGCGCACGUUGGCAGCGAAACGCAUACAACGAGCAUUGGUUUCUCGACGGAGACUAAUUGCGACGACCGGGGUGUCCCACAGAGCGGUCGUGGAGAGGGAGAACGAGGUUGAACUCGAGACAGCGAUUGACAGAGUAGAGGAACGAGACGCAGCAGUCCAGUCUCUCAUUGAAGAGCAUACGCCGACGUCGAUCGAGUCGCAGGAACGGAAUUUGCAAGAACUGUCGAUAGGAGAGGAACUGGAGAUAGUAGAGCCAACGGAGAAGCCAACAGAUGUGUCUCGUGAUGAAGAAGCUCAAGUGGAUGUGGUGCAUAGUGCUGUGGAGUCGACUGUCGUUGACUGGAGCCACCGACAGCUUCCUCACAUUUUAUCACGCAGUGUGAACCAGGUUUUGUUCUGCCAUGAAGCAGCCACGGUACUGCAAAAGUGUGUGCGAGGACACCAGCGACGGCAGCAGAUGCACUUUCACUUCCAGCAUUCGUUUACCACUUCAGGUGGGGCGGCCAACCACGAACACUUUCACUUCUACUUCUGGAGAGCCCGUGCCUGGUUGGAUUGGAACGUAGCCAAGUCCUCAACAGCCGAGACCAACCCGAACGUCUCCAUCCUACGUCUUCGCUUCGACGAGCUCCUGACGCGUAACUUGUUGCAAUUAUUCGAGCCAAGUAACGAAUAUUUGACGUCAGAGAUUCAGCAAGUCCUGCAUGAACUCGCGAGCGAUGCCUGGCACGUUGUCCAGUCUCCAGUCUGCAUGGAACACAAUACUAACCCGAGGCCUGAACUGCGCUAUCACGACGUCGGAGAACUGGAGUUACCUCUAUCUAUCAAGCUGAUGCAACACAUGGAGCAGCAACAUGCUCAAACCGGACGUCAGCAGCUCUUAAAAGUCGAUACAAGUGUCCAAGAACGUCCAGUCACUUCGCCGCGCGCACAGAACGCAGGAACCAUCUUCACAGCGGUAGAGGCCGCAUCAUUGGAAGCCGCGACGUUUCUUCAGCAACAAGGAGCAGAUCUCGGAGCUCUCGACCCAAAGACACAACGCAAUGCCUUCCAUCUCCUGUCGUUUUCCAAGGAGAACCAUCGAUCGCGAGCUGAAGUACUGGACUUCUUGCUUACCUGUGGUGCGACCAUAAACGUCAACGCUGUCGACUGCAACGGUGAGACGCCGUUGAUGUUGUACGCGUCGCUAGGGCACCUCGAGUUCAUGCAGAAGCUGCUGCAACAUGGCGCGGACCUGCGACUGACCAACAAUCAAGGCCAGAAUGUGCUGCAUCGCGCGUGUCAACAAGACCAAGUGGAGAUCUGCGGCUUCUUGCAGCAACUUAUGCUCAAAGACUCCAUCGCAGAGACGCCUAUACCCGAGACGAUGGCGUCUUUCGUCCCGACAGCACUCACGCUGCACACACCCGACAAAUCGGGUCGGUAUCCACUGCAUUAUCUCGCUGGAAUGGGGUUCGUCGAGUGUGCCAAGCAGUUGAUCGUGCUCACCGAAGCGAAUUUCGAGUGGAAUCGUCUGCUCCAUGCGCACGGCGACGCAGACGGCCGCACAGCACUGCACUUGGCUGUUCUCUCGCAUGAUGUGGCUAUGACUGCUUUCCUCUUGACCCCUGGAGGAGGCUGCGACGUCCAUGCUGUCGACGAGUUACAUCGGUCUGCCGUGCACUACGCAGUGGACUCGAACGCUGCGCUUCAGCUGAUGACUCGCUUGGUGCAACAUGGAGCCAACGUGAACGUCGCCGACGAACGAGGCGACACGCCGCUGCAUUGGGCGGCGUUUGCAGGUCGUGCUACAGUGACCCAGACCUUGUUAUCCCUUGGAGCUGACCCGACGUGGAGUAAUUGCGACUGGGAGACGCCGGCGCAGAUCGCUGCCGCGUAUGGCCAACUGGAAUGUAUGCGGCUGCUGCUUCAAGCACAGCGGAAAGCUGGCGCUGCGGAACAAGAGAAACUUAAACGUCCAGCGAGUGAGAAGACGGCGCUGGAGAGACUGGAGGAAGCUGUGCAGGAGCUGCAUCAGCGUCAGGCGUCCAUGCACUCGUUUCGUGUUGAUCAAGACGCGUCUCCUCUAGUCGAGCAAGCACAAACAGGGUAUUGGGAGGAGCUGCAUCAAGACGUGCAGCUCGUGGAAGAGAGCGGGCAGUUCUCGUCCGAAGACGAGCAGGAGUUUCUCUUCGACUGA